AUGCAGGAAAUGAGCCAUGCGAAGCUUGGCCUGAUUGCUCGAGUACAACUUUCGCUGGUUGGCAUUACCCACGGCAUUCGUGAUGCUGCCCAACUGAGCGUGGAAGCAAUCAAAAAGAUAGACAAAAAGCUCGAAACGCUAGGCGAUUCAGUGCCAAAGUUCGACAACGGGAUGAUUAGCGUAUCCCAAGAGGACCUGAAUGACCUCCUCAGCAGACAUGGUGUUACGCUCCAGUCCGAGCCCGAAUCUGGGGCUAGUACUCCGCGUCGGGCCGAGAAGACCGUCAGGCGAAACAACUUCUCGCAAGAAGCAUUUGUUGUGACUGGCCCUCAGUGCCCGAAAGAGUUAGGUCCGUGGCGUGAUACUAACUACUUCUUCGAGGAUAACGAAGCGAAGGGGUGGGUUCUUGGUCGUGCUCAAAAUGAUAUGGAGGCUCUGAGGAUAAUGGCCAUGGCCAGGGUUGAGAGUGACAAAGCCCGGUACAGAAAUGAUAUCAGUACAUGA
This is a messenger RNA of Diaporthe amygdali, 504 nucleotides long. RefSeq lists its product as uncharacterized. NCBI's taxonomy places the organism in Eukaryota, Fungi, Ascomycota, Sordariomycetes, Diaporthales, Diaporthaceae. The transcript is spliced from 2 exons. Bases 1 to 504 code for a protein of 167 amino acids. The record is from RefSeq and is a predicted model, not a curated record.